AUGUUCAAGAAGUUUCUUGCUAGUAUCACUGACUACAUAAUUGGAAAUUAUGUGGAGAAUUUCAACGGUGAAAAUUUAUCUUACGGUCUUCUAAAUGGAAAUAUUACUCUGAGCAAUUUGACUCUCAAGAAAGACACAUUAAAUAGUCUUUUUAAUAUCCCUCUAACUUUGCAGUCAGGUACAGUUGGCAAUGUGUCUAUAUUCGUGCCUUAUACUCAUCCAUGGAGUCAAGCAUGGCAACUUUCCCUGGAAAAUGUUGACUUAAUUGCCUAUGCUUCAGCUGAUGACCUAUGGGAUAAGUUGAAUCCAAAUAAUUCCCCAAGUGACAGUCACACAUCUUUGGCUCGAAAUGAAACAUCAAAAGAUUCAUUAGUCAAUAAUGAGACUACUCAACAACAAAGCCAAAGAGACAACUUAUCCCCUACUGACACAUCAUCUAUUCAUGGAAAGUAUAGUUUGGAUAAAAUGGAGAAGAAAUGGUUUCAGACAAUUAAUGGAGUUGUACUAAGCGAUACAGCUGCUAUCGCUGAACUAGUUGCUAUGGAUAAUAGAGGCGAUAAUUCUUCUUGGUGGUCUUAUAUAUCGUCGGUUGGUUAUGGCAUUAUUCGUAGUCUUCAAAUUGAGAUUCGUCAGGUGCGUAUCUCACUUAUCGAUCCAAAUAGUAGUAGUGGUACUGUAAGUGGCAAUAACAGUUCAGAAAGUGAACAUACCUUCUGUCACGAUGAUUGUCCAAGUUUUGGAAUUUUCACCAUCACCUUAGAACACUUGACAAUGGAGACUACAGAUUCCUGUUGGAAACGGACUACUUCAACAUCUCAAGAACCUGUUGAAUAUAAACUGAUUAAUGUUCGUGGAUUAAAUAUCACAUGGCAUCCAGAUUUAUCAAAGUCAUCAAUACACUCAAUCGAUUGUACAGUUGAUGAGAAGGAAGCAUCUAUUGAAACAGAGGAACCGUCGAAUCAAAGCAUUCUGCAUAUCCUACCUCCAUGCCAUUUAACUGGACGUUUAAAACGUAAACAAACUAACAUUUCAAUCAAUAAUGCCACCACCAAUACCGCCAAUACUACUUCUACUACUACUACUAACUCUACUCUUGUUACUGGACCAUUGACAAACAGAAAAAAGUAUCAAUCGGAAUAUUAUCAGUCGAGUGAAGCACAAAUUGAGUUAGCCUUAAAUUUGAGUCAGUUAGACAUACAAAUAUCACAAGAAUUAUGUCGUAGCUUGUUACAUUUAUCUGAAGUGUUGAAGUGCCAGUAUGAACGUACUGAACAAUUGAAACGUCGACCUUGCAGUAGUAGUAGUACUACGACUACAAUGAAAAGAUAUGCCGAUUGGUGGCGUUAUGCAGCUGGCGAGGUUCAUCCACCACUUCGACUAUACCUGAAUUCAACAUUUCGACAUGUCACACUGUCGUCUUUAGCUAAUGAAGCCAAGUUGAACAUUAUCUAUGUGAAAGCCUAUACAGCUUAUUUGAUUAAAGGACUUUCAUCCUCGUCAUCGCCAUCGUCAUCUUCUGGCGAGACGCUGACGUCGACUUCUACAACAAAGUGUUUAAUUACAAUUGAUCAAGUCAGCGUUAUAUGCAAAAGUUUAAAUUACACACCAGAAAUGGAUAGUGAACGAUCAAAACACGAUGAGUUGUGGUCAAUACAAAGAAUUGCUAUUCUCCGUCUGAUUGCUAUGCGACGUGCUACAGUGAUACUGCAUAAAUUAUUAAAAUGUGAUAAAAAUGGCAAACAUGGAAGUAAACGUUCGUCAGUUGAUUCAGGACAACCUUCUGGUACACCUCUACCCCUUCCUCCUCCUCCUCCUCGUCCUUCAGUUGUCGACAGUACAUCUCCAGCUUCCACCACGACAUCAAAUCAAUCCUAUUAUAAUUCUUGGUGGAGAUAUUCUUCAUGGUUAGGCCUGACAACAUCAUCUUUUUUCUCAUCAAAUAAUGUUGACAGUACAACGGAUCAAACGGCUGAUGAAGCACAACUACAACGACGACGACAACAACAACAAGAGAAUGAAGAAGAAGGAGAAUCAACCGCUGAUUCUAGUUUCAAUCAUUCAACGUCGUCAUCAUCGUCACCGCCAUCAUCAUCUUCUGCAUCGAUUAUACUUGCUGAUACAAUCUUUGAAUUACUGGAUGAAUUUGCUGAACAUACGAAUAAUAAUAUUGAUUAUACAAGUAUAAAUUAUCCCGUGUUUCUACAAUUUAUUUGUACUAUAGAUGGAUGUAGUCUACGACUGAUUGAUAGUCAACAAGAAGAGGCUAUGCAUGCAUACGCAGUGCAUCCGGCAUUUGUGAGUAUGUCUGGAGAACAAAUGAAUUUUAGUCUGGUAAUUCGACCGAAAUGUAAUUCAUAUCGUAUAUCAACUUAUAUUCAAUCAUUUACUGUACAUGAUGAAAGAUGGUCAUCUGCACAGCGCAAUAGUAGUCGUCGUGAAAGGGAUUCGUCCCAAUUGACACCUCUAUUCCCAGUUGUUGUUUAUCCAAGUUAUCAUCAGUAUGGUUGUAAUUUAGAAUCUGAUGCAACCACUGCUAAUGUUACUGCUGAUGACGCUCAAGAAAGACGAGUCUUUUCAUUGAUUUAUGAAGUGAAUCCUGUGAAGAUAAAUGCGGAUUAUGUUCUUGAAAUACACACCGAUCCACUCCAAGUGAUCUGUCAACCGGAAUUACUUCGUCAUAUUAUCAAUUUUAUCAAAUCAGUUGUACAUUCAUCAAAACGUGAGUCUUCAAAACAAUUCAGAUUGAAUCAUUCAGUUAAAGAAGGCAUAUCCUUAAAUCUAAGUUCAUUAAUCAAAGAUACUGAUACUAAUGCCGAUACUACUGAUAAUAAUGACAUUAGUAGUAUAGGCAGUGGUGGUGUUGGUGGUAAGAACAUUCCACUUCCAAAGAAGUCGACAACAUUCACGUCAUCAUCAUCAUCAUCGGCAGCAGUAGCACCGGCAGUAUCGUCAGUUAAGUCAAGAAAUCGUUGGGCUAUAAAUUUUGAUUUAGCUGCACCAAGAAUACUAUUUCCUAAUCGUUUUAAUAUUUAUGGUGAUGAAGAAGGACAGCAGAAGAAGGCGGAUAAUAAUGCUACUACUACUACUACGACGACGACCUUGAUGAGUACGUCACUUUCAUUGUGUACGUGUGUCCUAUGUGAUUUCGGGCAUUUACGUGUAACAAAUUGGCCUGAAGUACAAUUCAGGUCUAUGAAGCAGAAGAAAUGUAGCAAUGUUGUAUUAUCAGCAGAAAUGAAUUCAAUGCGAAAUCCUAGUGUAUUGGACAACUUGAGUAAAUUAGAGAAUGAAAAGUUUCCAGCUGUGGAAUCAUUGGAUGCUGCUGCUGCUGCUGAUGAUGAUGAUGAUGACGACUAUGACGACGCUGAUGAAUAUAAAACCCCGUGCAGUACACCGGGGGAAUUAUCCGACAAUGAUGACAAUGAGAACAACAAUAAUAUUGAAGACGGUAAUGAUGAUGUUAAUAGAGUUGAAAAAUCAUCUCAAAGGCGAAAUGAACCUCCCAUAAUAGCGAGUCAUAGCAAAGUGAAUGAGGCGGAAAAGUCUUUACCAACUGAUAACACUUAUACCUCAUAUAUGAUAAAUAUUGAUAAUAUUCGUGUAUUGGUUGGCAGUUUACACACACUAGAGACACUUGGUUUAUGGAGUCAGUUUAAUUCUAUACAAGUGCCAACAGAGUUACAGGAUGAGAAAGAGAAGCCGCCUCUUCAUCCAACCUCCUUACCUUCACCAUCCGACAGUCAUUCAGUUCUACGUAUGAGUAAAUCUGCGCUUGUAUCACGUUUAUGCCUAAUUAAUCCAUUCGAUUUACGCCUGCUAAUCAGUCGACGAAUUCCCACCCUUCAACAUACUUCAAAAAUGCCGAAGUCUUCUUCUUCUUAUUCCAUCAUCCCAACAGUAGCCUAUCUUCCUUACCUGUGGAUCAGCUUAAUUCAACCGUCUUGUGUGAUUCAACUAUCGAAUACAAAGAUAUCAGAUUUUUAUUCAUGUCUAAAAGCAUGUCAACGUCAAUGGGAUCAAAGUCAUCCUAGUCAGCAGCAUAGUCAGAGCUGUUCAAAUAUACAUCAAACGAUGAAUUUCACGGCAAGCACACCAUCACUAUAUAAAUCGAUCCAUGAUAAUUCUCAACAGACUACCACAACAAAGCCAUGCCAAUCUUCACAUCGUGUCAUCAAUCAUCAGCACGAUGAAAAGUAUUCAUUGAAAUCAAUUAUAUCAUCAAAUGCUCAGAGGAUACAAAUUAUCGCCACCUAUUCUAUUCAAUCGUUUAUUAUACAAUUUGAAUCAAAAGAUCGUCCAUUGGCUGAAUGUCGUUUAGACGGAGCCGUUGUCAAUUGGUCUGUUUAUCGUGACUGUCUAGCUGAUUAUAGCGUACAAUUCAAAUUAGGCAGUAUAUCUAUUGUGGAUGCUGUAAGCAAUCUUGGCGGUUUAUAUGAUGUGAUAUUGAAUUCAGAUAAAGUGAAAAGAGCUGACGCAAUCGAAUCAAUGAUCGCAGAGAAUAAUAACAAUGAUCAUAAUGGCAACAACAAUGGUGAUGAUGAUGAUGAUGGUGGCAGCGACCAAGCCUCGGUGGUAUUCAAUUCAAAGUUACCAUUUUCAUUGUGGAAGAACUAUACACCUCCUUUACCAGAUCAUAUCAAUCCACUGGAUGAAUUUAAGCCAUUCAAUUCACAGAUUGAACAAAGUGAUACAUUUCUUAUGGCAUGUUUAACAUGGUGUCCAUCGUCUUCUUCUUCUUCUAAAUUAAAUCGAGCAAAUAAAACAACACCGGCUGAUUCAUCAAUUGGUUCCUAUUUCAUUAAAUUAUCCAUGGGAUAUUUAAAGAUUACUGGUAAUCCAAUUACAAUCAGAAUUAUCAAUGAAUUUAUCACUGAUCUCAGCUUAUCUUUAACGGAUCAUUAUUCCCGGGACCAAAUGAAUUCAUCUGAUCGCCAGUUGGAUGACGACUCAUCACAAUCCUCAUUCAGUCAUCAUUAUUACUUUCAAUAUGAUGACUCCUUCAUUGAAGCUGAUAAUGAUACCUCAUUGUCUCCAUUCAUUGAAUAUAACUGGCAAAUAUCAUUGACUAAUUUAGACAUAUUACUGAUUAGUCAUCCUAUGAGUAAUAAUAAUAAUAAUGUGUACCAUUCAUUGACGACGGCAUCAGUUAAAGAAAUUGUUCAGAUGACAUUUUCUAAUCUUCGUUUAGAAUUACAAACUUCAGGUUUACUAAAUUCUUUAUCAAUAAAACUUAGGACUUUUCAACUCCAUCCUUUAUGCAAUUCACAAAUCCAAAGUGAUCAAUAUUUAUUUGGAUCAAUAUUUCCAUCCUCCUCCUCGUCUUCUCCUUCUUCUUCAUGUUCUUCUACUGUGGAACAACAUUCUGAUCUAAUGCUUAUCAAUAUUCAAUGGAAUACACAACAUAAUGGUUGCCCUUCUGUUGAGCUUCAUCAGCCACAAAUUCAAAUUACCCUCUCCAACCUUGUUUAUAUUCAUUCCUAUAGUGAUAUCCUUGAAAUUAUUCAGUGGUUUCAAUGUAUUAUGCCGUAUCUACGGCUCAACAAGACAGUAGUAAUUCAAUCUUCACAUAAUGCGCAUAUUGACAGUGACAACAACAGAAAUGAAAUAUCCAGUCGACUUGAUAAAUUAUUCUCAUUCUGUGUUCAAUAUUCAAUAAAAAUCAACAAUUCAAUUAUUUUAAUCCCGAGUAGUUUUAAUCCAUGCGCGCAUUUCUCACUGUUUAGUUUUAAACAAAUUCAAAUUAACCACAAUUUUUUGAAAUCGAAUUCAAUGUUCAAUUGUAAUUCAAGUGAUAGCAAGUCUGUAUCAUUUUCGAUUGAAAAAUUUAGUAUUAUGCAUUAUGUUAAUGAGGCAGUGAAAGCAGCGAAUCAAUUUUUACUGGGAACAUCACCACCAAUGGAGAAAAAAUUAUUUCAUUUAAAUUUCCGCUUGUUGUAUGAAUUUUGGCGUCAGCAGAUGAUGUGUUGUAAUGAUCCAAUGAAGUAUGAGUCAUUUCAUCAAGUGAUUGUAUUCCCUAUGGAUUUUUCAAUUUAUAUAAACUACAUAAAGUUGAAUCCAGCCAGAACAAAAAGCUACUCAUCAUCUUCGCCUCCUUCCUCCAGCUGGUUACAGACAGUUCGUUUCAAUUUCUGUGAUUUAUCUAUCAUGCAAACAGCAAAGUUGAAUCAAUUUACAAAAUAUCACCUUGUUGUUGGUGGUGAGAAUAACGGUGAGAUGAAUACGUCGUCGACGCCACCGCCACCGCCGCCAACAACAACAUCAUCAACAGUGCCUUCUACAAAUAGGUCAGUGGAGGCAGCAACAACAUGUUCUCCGAGUGUUAAUCUACUCUUAUUCUCUGAACCAAUCACUAGUCAGUUAACUAUUGUCUUCUACAUUCACACGUUGAGAUUCAAUCUGACUAAAAUGAAUUGUGAUUUAGUCAAGGAUUUAUUCGACAAUUAUUUAUUGAAACAAUUCGAAGAAAAUCAAUCCAAUAAUGGUAUGAAUAAUGAGGAGGCGUUACAUACUGAUCAGGCUGUAAUACAACAACCUUCCUACUCUGAUCUGAAUUCAAUUCCUAUCGGACUGAAUAAUGCUCAAUGCGGUUCUCUAGAAUUUGGUAUCCGUGUCAAUUGUUCACAAAUUCAUAUUUUAAUGUUAGGCGAUUUAGAUAUCACACCGAUACCAUUAGCUUCUCUGACUAUCGAGUCGUUAGAGGCUUCAUCAAGUGUUCAUCUGUCUAAAGGUGGUAUUACACUGCCUACAUGUCUUCAAUUGACUGUCAACCGUGCAUAUUUACAAAAUCGAUUACCCCCGUCAAAACAUGAUCAUGAUAAAGAGAGACGAAAGGGAAGCAAGACUUCAACAACACGAUGUGGAAUAAAAAAGAACCAACAGCUUCUACUUGUUUGUAAAGAUUAUGGUCAUGCUCAUAAGGAUAACAAGCAUUCAAGACGUAAAAGGAUUAAUUCAUGCUCCACGGAGGAUUAUGACAAAAUCUAUUAUACAGAGAGGGAUUGGUGUUGUGGAAAUUAUUCAAUUUGUGGAAGGCAUCAUUUAUCCUCUGUGGGGAAUCAUGAUGAUAAUGGUGUCUGUGGAUUAUUACAACAUCAGGUAUCUCCGAUAUCUGUACGUGUCAUUCUUCUGUCUGAUCAGCAUGAAUCAUUCUGUCAGACUAAAUAUUUUGUCAUGUUAAGCAUGGACACAUUGGAUUUUCGAUUACUAUCUGAACCAUGGGUGUUGCUUUUGGAUUUUUUGAAUUUGUACGAUGAUUAUAAAGAGGAGGCUGUGAAAGAAACUGUUGGAAAAUUAGAUCAAGACACAAUUCCUUCAUGUUACUCCAACUCUUCUCCUGUGGCGACGAAAUCAAUCCCCAUUUCGAUAAAUAAUUAUCCAAAGUUAUGUCUACUGCUAGACAUCAAUUCUGUGAAUUGUAUAUUUACUGAACCCAGUAAAACUGCUGAAGAAUCCUUGUCAAAUAGUGAUUCGUCUGAUAAAGUUCAGUCAAUAUUGACCUGUGGAAAUUUGGAUACAGAUUUGGCUGUUUUGUCCUCUCAUGGGAUAAAACUUCAAGUCAAUUAUACACCUUCUGUUGAUGCCACAACCGCUACUGCUACUGUCCGUUGCCGGAGUGUUGAUGUUGGUGGUGAGCAUUGGGAUGACAUUAAGGAUGGUGAUGAUAAUCAUCGUGUUGAUGAUGAUUUGCUGACUAAUUCGUGUCUUCAAGUUGAAGGUCAUAUGUACAGCAUUAAAUUAAUCGCUUUGCCAAGACAAUAUGCUUCCUUAUAUGGAGUUCGUUUGAUGUCUGCAUCAACACAAUCGACGCCUUUAAGUGUUGACAGUGUCAUGAAUACUACUCAACUGCCAUUUUUAGUCUUUCAGUUCAACAAAGCUAAAAAAUUAUCAUCUUCACCACCACCAACAACAACAACCAGCACUAACCGAUGUAUUAAUUCCACUGACAAAAUGAUGAAACAACCGGCAGUCAACAAUAAUGCCAAUCUUCGGAUACAUUUAUUAUCCAGCGUGUCAUAUAUCCAUACGCAUUCCUUCUUAAUGAGUAUUAUCAAUACCUUACAGAACUGCAUAGAACAAUACACAUCUUUAAAGCAAACAAGAUAUUGUGUUAAAGGUUUACAGAUGCCGACAUCAGCAGAUAUCACCUCAUUGUGUUGUCUACAUUUGAAUAUCUCAGCUCAUCACCCGAUGAAUCUGAUCAUCCCGGUGUGUUCGACUAGUUCAAAAGUUUUAGUCAUUAAUAUGCUGCAUGGAAUGAAAAUCGUUAAUACAUUUCUAUGGAAUAAUAAUACUACUACUACUAUUGAUAGUGGUGAUCCGGUGGGAGUCAACUCUGGAUCUAUGGAAACUUUACAAUCAAAAUCAUCUCACACUAAUAUUAAUCAUAAUGAUGCUCCUAGAACUGAUAAUCGAUAUUUCUACUCAAAUAUUCGAUCGUUGAACAAAAGUAAUUCAACAGGACUUCUAGAAUGUUCUAAUUUCAAUACACAAGAUUCUACUCCACACCAACAUCCUUUAAUUGAUCAAAUAUCGAUGGAUUUAUAUGAAGUUUCAUUAUGCUGUGCAGAACGGAUUGAUACGUCUGGUGAUGACGUAAUGCUAGAUUCAGGUAUGAAUAAUCCUCCAAUUCGAUUUCCAGGCUAUUCAUUUAUUCCUGUAAAUUAUCAUUUUGAAUGUACAACAACUGAAACGGAAGUAGUUUUCCCAUGCGCCAUUCUUUCCCGCCCUAUUUCUUGUUUAAAUUUAAAUUUGGAGCGUAAUUUAACUUCAUCAAAUGGACAUGAAUUGCCUGACAUAAAAUUAACUGGACAACUUUCUGAUUGUCAAGUGUAUAUAAAUACUUAUACAUAUCAGCUGAUUCGUGGAAUUCUAUCACAGAAUUUCGGUGAAAAUUCACUCUCUAGUGUUAGUACAACGAAAUCCUUUGUUAAUGAUGUUUGUUGGACAAAAUUCGCUAUUGAUAUUUGUUUAAAUUCAAUUCAAAUCAAUUUGUUCAAUUGUUCAAUGUUACCGGUUCAUUUGAAUCUGGCGAAUAAUGAUAAUAAACAAUUUGGUAUCAUCAAUCUCUCUGAUGGAAUAAUAUCAUUUAAAUAUUUUUCAAAUCAAAGUACAAUGAUUAAACUUCAGUGUUUCGACAUCAGCUUAGUGGAAUUUCAUGAAGACAGUACAACAACAGAAGUAGGUCAAAACACUAUUUUACAAGGUCUACAACAACAGCAACCAACUGUAUCAUCUCCACAAGCGGAGGUGGCGGCGGCAUCGCCUGCUGGAAAUAAAUUGGCAAAAUCGCCUCCCAAACUCAUUAUUUCACUGAAUAAUUCUACUUUGAAUUCAACUCUACUCUUCUAUUCAACUUCAUUACGUUUAAUGUUAAAUUUUAAUUGGUUAAUCCAGUUCACAUCGUUCAUUACCCUACCACCGUUGUCAGCUGAUGUGAGUACUUCAUCGUCUGUGGACACCUUGAAGAAAUCGCAUUCCUCAUGUGAGCAUUGCAAGCCUAAAUCUCAAGGAUAUUAUCAUUCUUAUUAUCAUACUCAAGGUUGUAGUAAUAAUGAGCCGUUGAUUCAUCCACGUAGACAAGAGUCGAGGUCAUCAGCAUCUGUGAUACAAAACACCGGUUUACAUUUAUGCAUAGAAGAUAACGAAGUUUGUAUACCAUAUGAUGAACGCAUGUCUUUAAUGUUAAAGUUAAGUGCGAAUUUUUCACGUCUAAAAUCUACUCAUACAAUUUAUGGUAUCCUCAGUGAUGUUAUUCAAGCCAGUAUUCAAUAUCUCCGGUUAUCUCGUGAUCCACUGACAACGUCAUCAUUAUCAUCAUCAUCAUUGUUAUUUCAAAUAUCUGAUCCAUUGAAAUUCUCUUCGAAGAUAUGUCAUUUUUCAAUUGGUGAAACGUUGGCGUCAUCACCACCUGCACCAGCACUGUCACCAUCACUGUCGUCAUCUUCGUUGUUCUUAUCAUCACCAUUUUCAUUAUUCAACAACAACAACAAUAAAAAUGAUUUCAUGGCAAAUAGAGGAACAUCAUAUCUGAAAUUAAUUCAAUGGUCUCUACUGCCAAGUAGACUUGAUUUUGGAUAUUCUGUUCGACAGAGAAAUACUCUUUAUUCAGGUCAAACCCAGUUACAACUAAAAAUGACCUUAGUUGCACCUGUCAUUCAAAUCACAUCAAGCUGUGCUGAUAUUGAAUUAAUCAAAGAUUGUAUUAGUCAACUGAUGGCGAAAUGCAAAUCAAAGCCUUCAAUGGAUAGACAAAAUGAUGAUAUUGGCUGUAGCAAUCAACCAUCGGUUGUUGUCAUCACUGCCUUCAAUGAAGAUGUACAAUCAUCAAAGAGGAAUAAGUCGAAUCAGCAGACGUCAUUGUUAUUAUUAUCAAAAUUUUGGCCAACUAUAUUUGCUGAUUAUAUUUCAAAAAGAUUGAUUAGCUUUGAUUUCAAUGUGGAUUUAUCUUUGUACUUAUUGGAUACACAAAGAUCGACACAUUCAACUCUGCUGUCAAAUGAAGAGAAUCCUUUGCUAAAAUUCAAUUUUGAAGGCAUGAAAAUAUUGUGGAGUAAAACUGAUUCAAGGCUGAAUUUAGAUUGUUCAACAGUUUCGUGUUUUUAUUACAAUCAAAAUUUAAUCGCAUGGGAACCGAUAUUAGAACCAUGGAGUUUUUCAUUAAAUUGGUCUGAAAAAUUUGAAAAGGAUUUUAGUAGAACAAUCCUAUUACAUUGGUCAUCUCAACAAUGUUUAAAAAUCAAUUUGACUGUGCCAUUCAUCCAUCUGAUUCGUCAUCUUUUAAAUUCAAUCAAUGAAAGAAAAAGCAAAGAACAGUCACAGCACAAUAUUCAAGCUCGUGGUGGUGGUGACAUCAAUAAUAAGCUGAAUACAUCAUCUGCGAGUAAUAACAAUCCUACUGGUUCAUCAUUUCUAUUGAUUAAUCAAACUGGUACAACUGUCAGGUAUAAAGUGAUAUCGAGUCAAUCGAUGAAUACAUUAUUGAAACCAGAAAUAUUAAUCCUAGAAAAAGCAGACAAUGAAUUCAUUGAACUUGUCAAAGAUUCACAAACACAUCUACCAUUAAAGAUUUCAUCAUUUGCCUAUAAGAAUAAAUUGUCAUUGAAUGCAACAAAAUUGAGGAGUGAAGAAGAUGGAAGGGAGGAGCAAGGCAGUGACGUCGGCAACGGCCACACAGAAGAAGAGGAAGAAGACUUUUUUCAAACUCCACGUUUAAUUAUACAAGUCUCUGGAUGGAAACCAGUCUACCCGAUUGCCUUGAAUCAACUUGGUACUUAUUAUCGUAUAUUGGAACGGAUGCCAGGCAAUGCUGACUUUGAAAUAUUGAAAAAUCAAUGUAAUGAAUGUUGGAAGUAUGAUUUACCAAUUGCCAAUCGUCUUGUCAUUGAUAUUGUCCGUGAUCCUGAUACACAAUAUUAUAAAAUUUAUUUAAGAUCAGCUUUAACCAUCACCAAUGACCUGAACCAGAGUAUUAAAAUCGGGUUGGAAAUCUUUCCUAAAAAACUGCCUUCGCCGUUGUCGUCAUCGUCAUCUGUAAUCACCUCCUCCUCAUCAUCAUCAUCAUCGUUGACACUAUUGAAUACUAAUUCGUCAAACAUUGAACCAAUCCUGCUGACUGUAUGUAAACCAAAUUGUACAUAUGCUGUACCCAUCAAUCUAGCUGGUUUAAUGUCAUUAGGACUAGCGAAUUUAUGCUUUUCACCGGCUAAAACUGUGAUGAAUCGACAAAAUAUGACUUCAGCGGUCAACAGUAUUAGUAGCCUUGGUAGUAGUAGUAGUAAUAAAUUCAGUGAUGAUCUUUAUAAUUGGGCAUAUGUCUACGAGCAUCAUCAUAAUGAUCAUCAUCAGACAUUUGACGAGAGUGGAGGAGAAGAAGAAGCAAAGCUGAUGCCGUCGACACAGCACCACCACCACCAACAACAACGCCAGUCUCUGCAUCCAUCACUGUCAGCUGCCUCAAUGUCAACAGCAACAACAACAGCGGGACUAUCGUCAUCUACCUCCUCCUCCUCAAUGUUGGUUGAUUUCACUGAGGAUAAGCAUCGAUCAUCAGUGAUGAAAAUGAUUGAUUGGACAAGUUUAAAACGACCAGGCGAUUUGCAAGAAGCUGCAUUGAUCUCUACAUGUAAACUGCUACCGCCAACUACACGUCCAUUCCCAUCAUCUAUUCAACAACAACAACAACGAUUCCCCUCGUCAACAUCAUCAACAUCCUCAUCACCGAAUAAAAAAUCUUUGACAACGUUUACAACAAAUAAAUUUCAUAUGUGUGUUGCUGUUGUCCGUGAUGAUCAAUUCCCGUUAGAUCCACAAUGGUCAUCAGAUCAAUUAUUCUAUGCAAAUAAUAAUAGUAAACAUUUGUUGCCAAUCAGUCUACCUAGUCAUCAUAUUACAAUUGGUCCAGUUGUACGGAUAACAAAUUUGUUACCAUGUGAUAUUUUCUAUUAUUUUGAUAAAACUGAAGUGAAUGGUUCAUUGAAAUCAAAAGAAGACACGUGUGUUUAUAAUUUAUUUCCAAUACAAACUGUAAAUUUUGGUAUUCAUCUGGAUGGAUUCCCUAAAUGUGAUCCAUUAUCGAUUCCACCGAAUGUUUACAAUCAAAAAGUGUUCAUUCGAUUAUUCGACACAUUAGAUAGACCACUAGAAUUACAAGUUUAUGUAUGUUCCACAGCCUGUGGUAUACGUCAUCUGACUGUCAGCCCUGUAAUCUGUUUAAUCAAUAAUUCUGGUCUACCGUUAAUCUUUGCCCAGUCAUCUAACCAGCCUAAUUCAUCGUUGUCAUCACCGUCACCAUCCUCUUCCUCCUCUUCCUCUUCGGUAUUUUCCUCAUUUUCCACUGCACAAGCGUCUGUUCUAGCCGCUGGUCAAUAUGCAGAACAUGAAGAGGCUUGUGUACUAAUGCCACUGCUAUUUUCAUUUGCCAAUAAAUCUGAAGGUUACCUUCUACGAGUUCGUAUUGGAAAAGGAUAUUUCAGUGAUCAUGAUGUCUUGGAUGAAUCAUCAAAGGAGAAGGUUACCAUGAAUAAACGUAAAGUAAAACGUUGUAGUUGGUCACCAGGCAUAUCAUUGGAUAAACCCGGUGUUGACACACUGCAAUUGAAAGUCUACUCUGAAAAUAAUCGCCUAUCCUCCAUAUCCUAUUUAGGCUUUGAAGUACAAACUGGACAAGAUUCAUGCUAUGCAUCAACGUCAACAAUCGUGACAUUUCGACCACGUUAUAUUGUUGAAAAUUUUACCAGUUAUCAUUUACAUAUCACCCAACGGUAUUGCUUAACAACAGUGAAUAAUUUACCGGCCUAUGUUUCAGUUCAUCCGAAUUGUAGUCAAUCAUUUCAUUGGUCCAGUGAAGAUUUAGACCGACUUUUAUGUAUACGUGCUGUUGUGAAGACGUUGGAUUCUUCGCCCGAGUCAAUUAAUCACUUGUCUUCUACAGUAGUUAACUCUAAUGAACCUGAAGAAAUAUGGACAUUAUGGUCAGGUGGCUUUCAAAUUGAUCGUGCACACUCAUUCACUAUAAUGCUUAGGUUAAAUCAUUUCAGUCAAACAGAUCUACCACAGUCGUUAUUCUUUCGUAUUGUCAUCUUCCUACGAUCAGCUACAUUCUACGUACAAAUCAGUGACUUCAGUCAUUUACCACCAUUUCGAUUGGAUAAUGCUAGUUCCAUAUCUGUUUAUUAUUGUCAAAUGGUUGAGUCAAUUGAACUGGCAACAUCCAAUUCAUUUGUACAUCGAUCAAACAGUUAUCAACAUCAUCAUGGAAGUCUUUCAUCACGCGAUCACGAUGAGUCUAAUUCACAUGAUCAUGAUAAUCCUAGUAAUAGUAGUGUUAAUAAGUGGAAUGGUGGAGCUUGUCCAUCUUUUCUUAUCCCGGGAUCUUCUGUACCUUAUGCUCUGGAAGAACCAUCUAGUCAACCGGCUAUUAUACUAAGUGUUCAAGAUAACAUCAGUGAAGUGUACAAUUUAAAUGAAAUCGGCGUCAGGAAAGUUUUACAUUAUGAUAAUUUUGUCUAUUUGACUAUAUUUGGCCCACUGACAGAUACUACUGAAAUGUUAAGUAUUGUCAAUAAUUCCUCCUCCUUCUCAUUAUCACCAUCAUCACGUCGACAAAGUUUAUCUCUACCAAAUCUUGUAUUCGAUGUAUUGCCUGGGACAAAUCAUGUUGUCUGUGCUAGAAAGUCCUCUAGACGUCAUUCACAGCUAUGGAAAUUGGCUGAAAAUGGUUUAAUCUAUCAUGAAAAUACCUCGACAUCCCCACCAACUACAAGAACAAAAACAACAAGAGAUUAUCAGUCCAAUCGGCCUUCAUCAAUAUUUUCAAAGCAUAAAGGUGAAUUUGUCCUGGAUGUCAGUUGUCUAGAUGAUACAAUCAGUCAUCAUCAUCAACGACGACAACAACAACAACCGGUGGAAAUAAUCGAUGCAGAGACAUUAAAGCAUUUUGAAGUUGUCCAACUGAUUAUUGCUAAACCGAGUAAAAAACGUAAAGCUUAUCAAACUUGGAGAAUAGAUCAGCAUGGACUAUUGGUCAAUAGUGCAUUAUUCUGUGUCCAGAUACGUCGAGAUUUAGUGGACAACAUGAUGUCCACCUCCUCCUCCUCAUCAGCUGCAGCGGCACAGUUAUUCACUGAUAUUGACGAUAUUGACAAUUUCUCCUACAUUCCAUCACUUCUGUUAGCAGCACGUCCACGACCAUCAGCAACACGUCUGAUUAGUGCAUCAAUCACUUCAGCCGUAAUUCUACCGACUUGGUUACGUCCAGGAUCCGGUAGACUACGCAUAUACACAUAUUUAGACAAAGCUACACGUGUUCUACGCAUUGAAGAUGAUAUGGAUAAUGGCGACGAUGAUAAUGAUAUUACUCAUGAGAGAACAGGGGGCAUUGAUAGCGAUGGAGGUUUUACUCAUCGGAGAAGUAAUAGUACUACUAUGCUUCAUUCGCUUGCUGUUAAAGAUAAAGUCAAUUCUCGUUGGGGAAGAAAGGCGUCUUUUUCAACGAUAGACACAUACGGUCAACCUGUUCAAUCAUUGUGGGAACAUUCAGUACACCAAUCGAAUAUGCCGGCUGCUACUACGACGACUAGUGCUAAAGAGAAUCAGUUUGUGACUAAUGUCAAAAUUAAUUUAACCCUACCUAGUGGAAUCGGAUUAAGUAUUAUCUCGUCGUAUACUGAAGAAUUGAUUUAUGCUUCAUUUAGUGAUAUCAAUUUAUUAUUGAAUCGAAAAUAUACAAAUAUUAUUGAUUUGUCUAAAAAUGAUCGAAAUGUUGUCCUUUAUCAUGAUCGAGAUGACGAGGUUGAUGGUGAACAGUCGACAUCAGGUUAUACAGAGAGAGGAAUCAAUAUCUUAUCUCAUUCUCAUCAUCGUAUGUAUGAUUAUCUUCCUAGUCAUAGUGGUUUAAAUUCUAUCAAUUUAUCUGCAUAUCAUCAACAAAGUGGUAUUGACGGUGUGGGUGGUUGUAUAACGUCAUCGGCUUUCGGAGAUCAGCGUCAAAUUGAAAGUUCUAAUGAUGAUAAUCUUGAUAAUAAUGAUUAUGACAAUGAUCAUGCUGAUCGCGGUCAAAAGGAUCGAUUACCUGUAGAAAAUGAUGUGGCGACUUGCGGUGGUGGUGAUGAUGGAGUUGUAGAAACUAAAAUAUUUGAAAAGUUUAAUCUACUUAUUGGACAUUUUCAAAUUGACAGUCAAUUUGCUGGUGCACUUCUUCCUGUGCUUUUAUUCCACAUGAAUACAAGAUUGUUAGCCAGUAGUGAGAAAAUUGAAGCCAGCAAUGAAACUACCAUGCAGUAUCCAUCACAACAUUCCAGUAUAGAUGAAGUGAAGAAUCCACCUAAACUGGAGAUUAUGUAUUGUCGUGAUGUUCAACAUGAAUUACCAGUUUGUCUAUUUAAAAUAUUUCGGAUUGAUGUGUAUCCAUUGAAUAUUCAAGCAGAAGAAUUAUUACUUCUUAAAUUGAUUCAAUUUUACCAACAUGCUUUUGAAGAAACCAAUGAAUUAUUAUAUGCUCAUCAUUCGCAUAGAACAGAUUCAUACAAUGAUUCUGUUACGCAUCAGCGGUCUUCAACUUCCUCGCCAUCAUCGCCAUUUAAGAAUUUAUCGACCAGCACUCGUGAUAAAAGACAUCAUAGUACAAGAAUAUCAUCGCAUAAAACCGAUCAGCAUUCCAUAUUCUGGUUUGAUCAAUUUCUUAUUAAUCCAAUCAAAAUGAAAUUGAGUGUACAAACAGCUAAAAGUUCAUUGACUGAUUCACAUUUAGAAGGAGCUAAACGUUUACUACCAUCAUUAAUGAGUUUUACUGGUGCAGAAAUACAAUUAGAUUCAAUUGAAAGAUUGUACAUGCUUGGAACUAUAACACAAAUCAUCAGCUACUUGAAUGCGUAUUAUCGUCUACAGCUACGUGCACAUGCCUUAAAUAUCUUUGGAUCAGUUGAUUUCCUUGGCAAUCCAAUCGGUUUAAUUAAUGAUCUUAGUUCUGGAAUAUCUGGUCUAGUUGAAUUAGACGUUGGCGGUUUAAUACGACAUGUAGCACAUGGAGUUGGUGAUAGUGCAGCCAAGGUAGCUGGAAGUGUAUCUCAGUUAUUGAAUGUUAUGUCAUUCGAUGAUAAACAUCAACAAGAACGUGCAAUUAUACUAGGCAGUCGAGCUGAUUCCUCACCAUAUACUACUUAUCAAAGUAAUAGUAGUAGCAGUAUGAGUGGGAUUGGUGGUGGGAGUAAUAGUAGUAGUAUUGGUAACAAUUUUCUUGAAGGAGGUGAUUUACCGCUAAAUUAUGCUAAUGAAUCUUUGGAUGACUUUGAAUUGACAUGUCAUGAUGUGUACUUGGAUGAUGAUACGCAGUCGCAUUCAACACUUAACACACCAUCAUCGUCAUCGCCGUCUAUAUCAAGUGUAAAACCAGCUACCAAUCAACAGAGCUUUGAUAUAAAUCGUUCAGUGACAGCACCACUGAGUGCUGGUAUCCGUGGUCUUAUGCAUGGAAUUGUCGGCGGGAUGACAUCUAUUGUCACGCAGCCAUAUCGUGGAGCUAAAGAAGAUCAAUUCAAGGGUUUUGUCUAUGGUAUCGGUCGUGGAUUGUUAGGCACAGUGACUAAACCUGUCGGUGGUAUCUUUGAUCUUGUCUCUGGUAUGAUGAGUUCAAUUAGUGAAGCUGCUUGUCCCUCGAAUUUAUAUCGUCCACGAAGGCGUAGACCACGUCGUGCUGGCCUCUCAAAGUAUUUUCCUCGACCAAUAAGUGUUUACAACUUAGAUGAAUCGGUUGCCCAGUUACAAAUGUAUUAUCUAACAUUAUUCACCAACGUACAACGUCAUUCAUCUUUACAAAAACAUCAUCAUUAUUCAUCGACAUCUUUGUCGUCUUCAUCAUCGUCAACUCUCCUAAAUCCCGCAGUGAUAACAUCAUCAUCUAAGACUUUUGAAAUUGGUGAAGAAAUCCUCACAGAUAUUAACAUCGAUGAUCACGACGAUGAUGAUAAUAAUAAUCAUAAUAGUAGUAGUAGUAAAGAUGACAAUAACAUGACUAUUAACCUUUCCCAGUCUACAAGUCAUAUGCUACAAACUUAUGUAUUACAAUCGUGUAAUUCCGCCACAAAACUACCAUCACCUCAUUUGCGUUAUCUUCUCAACUCACCUGAAUCUGUACUAUGCAUUCUACCAGUUCAAAUGACCGGGGUUAUUAUGUUGAUUACAGAUCAAGCAUUUUGGUGUAUACGUGAUAUUUCAUUGAAAAAUUGGAUUGCUUCAAAAAAUCCAAUCCAUGAAUGUAUUAAUAUGACUGUACAAAAUGGACAAUCAAACUUAACUAGAGGUCAACAACCACAACAACCGGCAUUCUAUUUCACUGAAAAUGCUACCCUCAUGUUUAUGCUACACUAUCAUCGGUUAGAUGAUGUCUACCUGAAAUUACACACCAGUUUGAAUGCAAUAACUCCACUGCCUAUUCAUCCAACCAAUGGCCAUAUACUAAGUAUUGAUCCUUCUUCGCCUUCAGCAGCGGCGGCAACAAUCUCUCCUCCCGUCUAUGUUGUAUUCACCGGAGAUUCAGGCACAAGUAAACAACAGUUGCGCUGUGAUUAUCUCACCUGGGGAUUGAAUUUAACAUUCCAGAUAAGAAAAGCCCAGUUUCGGUAUAUUCAAGCCUGUAUGCGUGUCAAUCGUGCAGAUGUCUCAUCAUUGUCGUCACCAGUGUAUUCCACACCUUCUAAUUCCAAUUACAAUCAGGUGCCUCGUUAUCAAAAUCAUCCCGUGGCAUUGAGUUAUGGUCCUAUUUGUCAAUAA
Molecule: messenger RNA, 18264 nt
Organism: Trichobilharzia regenti
Lineage: Eukaryota; Metazoa; Platyhelminthes; Trematoda; Strigeidida; Schistosomatidae
Source: the annotation of a GenBank genome assembly